Condylostylus longicornis is the source of this 2439-nucleotide messenger RNA. Its product is annotated as phospholipase A2 inhibitor-like. The transcript is spliced from 5 exons. Gene Ontology annotation, molecular function: protein binding. Lineage: Eukaryota; Metazoa; Arthropoda; Insecta; Diptera; Dolichopodidae. The record is from RefSeq and is a predicted model, not a curated record. Bases 641 to 2152 code for a protein of 503 amino acids. Gene Ontology annotation, cellular component: extracellular matrix.
UUUUAAAUAGUGAAUCAUCACAAGCUUUUAAAUUAGAAUAGUAUCAACUAAAAAACCAUUAUUAACGUUUUGAAAUUUAUUCAAGAUAUACAAUUAACUUUAUAGUUAGUAGAACUCUUUAACUUCUAUAGUAUAUAAAUUAAAAUUUUAAUUAACAAGAGGAUGAAAAAAUAAUUAAGAAAGUGAUAAAAUAUCAAAAUUUUUAUUAAUUAUAAAUAAAAAGUGAAAAAAAAAUUUUUUCAAAAAAAAUUUCAUUUAAAAAAUGAGUGUACGAGUAUUAAAUUUGAAAGUGUAUCGCAAGCAAAUAUUGGUACAGAAUCAACAAUAAAAUAAGAUAAAAUUUCGCAUCAUAUGAAACUGAAUCUUAAAAUUUUCAUAGCUACGUAACAAACUUAAAUUAUUUUUAUAUAAAAUGAGCAUCUAUUAGUGGAUACAUAUUUCAUUUAUUAUAUAAGUAUAUAAAUAAUAUGGAAUUUAUUUAAUAUUUAAAAAAUUAAUAAAUAAAGACUGUGUUUAUUAUACAGAAAAUUAAAAAUAUUUAGAAAAUAAUGAAUGUGAUAUUAAAAAUAGAAUGAAAUUAAUACAAAAUUAAAUACAAAAUUGCUUAGAAAUUUUACUGGAAACAAGAAAAAAGGAAAAAAUGGCAUCAAGAUCUCAAUUAAAUUCAAUGAUUUUUAAAAUGCAAGUUACUACGGCAUUGCUAUUACUAUUGAUAACAUUUAGUUUAGCAUUAGCCCAACAUGAGGAAAUUCCAUAUGCUGAAGUUGAAAAUAUUUGUAUAACAUGUUCAUGCCAAAAUUUCACUAACACAAAAAUUCUAAACUGCCAUGAUAGAAGUUUAAAGCAUAUUUUAGCAAGAUGGCCAGAACAAUUUGGUACCAAUCACACAGGAAUCGAAAUACAUGCUACAUUUUCAAAAAAUGACAUUGAAAUUUUGCAACAAUUGCCAGCCACAGAUGGAAUACUAUAUUUUAGUGCGAGAAGAUGUAAAAUUCAAAAAUUGCAAUCAAAAAUCUUUAUUGAUUCGCCAAAUAUAUUCAGACUUGAUUUAAGUUUUAAUCAACUAACUGAAGAAGCUUUAACACCAGAUGUUUUUAAAGGGCCAUAUAAUGAACAUGAAUAUGAAUCAAUUAAACUUAAAGAACUAGAUUUAAGUUAUAAUUAUAUAAGAGAUUUAGAUUCAAAGUUAUUCGAACAUAUUAAUCAAUUAUCAGUACUUAAUUUGGCACACAAUAGGUUUAGUAAAUUUGAUGAUGGUGCUGCUGAAGCAAUUGGUUGCUUAAAAUAUUUGGAGGUUUUAGAUAUAUCUUUUAAUCACAUAAAGAUUCUACCCGACAAUAUAUUCCAAAACUUAAAUCUACAUAAUUUGAACUUAAAAAAUAAUAAUUUCACAUCGAUUCCCAAUUCUCUGAAUAUGGCGCACAACUCAUUAGAGUCAUUGGAUAUUUCUUACAAUCCAAUUGAAAAAAUUCAUACAGAUGAUUUUAACAAUUUUAAUAAUUUAAAAUAUUUAAACAUGAGCGAUAUGAUGACUUUAAAGAAAAUUGAAGUUGGAACAUUUUCGGUAUUAACAAAAUUAGAAGAAUUACACUGCAAGAACAACUUCUACUUAACAAGUAUACAUUUACCAACGGAAUCGAAGUUUUUGAAAAUAUUGGAUAUUUCAAAUGGAAAUUUAAAUUCGAUAGUAUUAGAGGUGGACUUGUUACAUAAUGCAUCUAAAAACGGAACAUUAAACUUCUGGCCUUAUAUUAAAACUAUUAUUUUAGCUGAAAAUCCAUGGAAUUGCGAUUGCACACUAGCAGAGAUACUAAAACAAUUUAAAAAUAUUACAAUCGAAAAAGAUGAUUUAUCAAGAUGUUCAUCACCUAUUGAGUUAACUGGAACAAAAUUAAGUGAUUUAAAUGCAGUUGAAAUUUGUAAUGGUCAACAUAAAAAUCGGUUCAUUAUAGAAGAUCCUAGUUCAUCGUAUACUCCAUAUGUUUUAAGAGCAAAGCAUGUAGUUUACAUUUUAAUUACUAUAGGUUUAGUUAUUUUAAGUGGUAUUAUAGUUGGUUUUGGUUUAAGUUAUGGUCGUAGAAGACUAAAAAGUGAUGUCAUUCGUUUAAAAAGUAGCCCUAUAAGAUACAUAUCUGUAAGAAAUUCUUCUUAGCUUUAGUAAAUAAAAAAAAAACACAUUACAGUUAUAUUAAAACAUAACGCAAAAGCAUACAUACAUACAAAAAUUUACAUUUAUGUUAAUUUCAUAAACAUAAACUCUUGCCAAAACCAAAGACUUCUUAGAAAUAAGCUACUACAUGCAUAUAUGUACAUUUUGUCAUAAUGAAAUAUCCUUUAAUUUUUACAUAAAAUUAGAUUAUGAUAUUAGUAAUAUUAUGUACAUAUAUAUAUAUCAAUAUGUAAUAAAAUAUAUUAUAAUUAAUAUAAAACGAGGAACAA